AUGGUUAAACACGAGAACUUCAAGACGUGCACUCAGGCUGGUUUCUGCAAACGCAACAGAGCAUUCGCCGACGACGUAGCCCAGCUUUCGAGCUGGGCCUCCCCCUACAACCUCGAUCCCUCCUCCGUUUCCUUCAAAGAUGGGCAGUUGUCUGGCACAAUACUCAAGACGGUUGGAAAGGCUGGUGAGACGGUCCGGUUACCGCUCACUGUCACGUUUUUGGAAUCUGGCACAGCGCGAGUGACGGUGGAUGAGGAAAAACGACAAAAGGGAGACAUUACGCUACGGCAUGAUAGCAAAGCAAGAAAGGAGCGGUACAAUGAAGCAUCAAAAUGGGCUAUUGUGGGGGGCCUCGAAAUCAGCACCGGUGCUGCAUUGAGUCGGGACACGGAAGCUGGCUCGACAAGAGUGAACUAUGGUCCUGCUGGCCAACACGAAGCGGUUAUCACACAUUCUCCGUUCGGUAUCGACUUUAAGCGGGAUGGUGAAACACAUAUCAAGUUCAAUGAGCGAGGUCUGUUGAAUAUGGAGCAUUGGAGGGCGAAGAUCGAGAAGCCAGCACCGAAGGAAGGCGAAGAACCUCCUCCAGAGACAGCUGAGGAAAAUAGUGAAGACGAGAGCACUUGGUGGGAAGAGUCUUUUGGUGGCAAUACGGAUAGCAAGCCCAAGGGACCAGAAGCCGUGGCUUUGGACAUCUCAUUCCCGGGCUACGAACACGUCUACGGAAUCCCAGAGCACGCAAGCUCUUUGUCGUUGAAAGAAACAAGAGGCGGAGAUGGAAAAUACAGCGAGCCCUACCGACUCUACAAUGCCGACGUUUUCGAGUACGAAUUGGACAGCCCUAUGACACUCUACGGUGCCAUUCCGUUGAUGCAAGCCCACCGCAAAGGAUCUACUGUCGGAGUCUUCUGGUUGAAUGCUGCUGAGACCUGGAUUGAUGUCUUGAAGUCGAAGGGUUCCAAAAAUCCCCUCAGCCUUGGAACCAAGUCUGUCACGGACACGCAAACACAUUGGAUCUCUGAAAGUGGGAUAUUGGAUGUGUUUGUGCUGCUUGGACCUACUCCCAAGGAUAUCACCCAUAAGUACGGCGAAUUGACCGGAUUUACGGCGAUGCCCCAGCAAUUUGCCAUUGCAUAUCACCAGUGCAGAUGGAACUAUGUCACCGACGAGGACGUCAUGGACGUUGAUCGUAAAUUCGACAAGUUCAAGAUUCCAUACGACGUUAUUUGGCUCGACAUUGAGUACACAGAUGGCAAGAAGUACUUCACUUGGGAUCCGCUCACAUUCCCAAAUCCCAAGAAAAUGCACAACCAGUUGGAUAAACGCGAUAGAAAGCUGGUCGCAAUCAUCGACCCGCACAUCAAGAACACGGACAAAUACCCUGUUAUCGAUGAGAUGAAGAGCAAAGGCCUUGCGGUCAAAAACAAAGAAGGCAACGAUUAUGAGGGUUGGUGUUGGCCUGGGUCUUCGUAUUGGGUGGAUUGCUUCAAUCCCGCAGCUAUCAAAUGGUGGACAACACUAUUCAAAUACGAUAGCUGGAAGGGUACUUUUGCUAACACUUUCAUCUGGAACGACAUGAACGAGCCCUCUGUAUUCAACGGCCCUGAAACGACCAUGCCGAAAGACAAUCUGCACUACGGAAACUGGGAGCACCGUGAUGUGCAUAACAUCAAUGGUUUGACUUUCCACAAUGCCACGUUCGAGGCCAUGCUAGAACGGAAGAAGGGUGAGGUCCGUCGACCUUUUGUUCUGACCCGCUCAUUCUACGCCGGAAGCCAACGUCUCGGUGCUAUGUGGACCGGGGACAACCUAGCGGAAUGGUCUCAUCUGGCCAUAUCCAUUCCCAUGGUACUAAACCAAGGUAUCUCAGGUUUCCCAUUCUCCGGUGCCGACGUGGGUGGCUUCUUCGGCAACCCAAGCAAGGAGCUCCUAACCCGCUGGUACCAAACCGGCACCUUCUACCCCUUCUUCCGCGGCCACGCGCACAUCGACACCCGACGGCGCGAGCCCUACGUCCCCGGCGCCCCCUAUACCGAAAUCAUCUCGCAAGCCCUUCGCCUCCGCUACCAGCUCCUCCCCGCCUGGUACACGGCCUUCCACGAAGCCGCCACGACGGGCGCGCCCAUCGUCAGGCCCAACUUCUACGUCCACCCGGACGAUGACAAGGGCUUCGCCAUCGACGACCAGCUCUACGUCGGCUCCACGGGCCUCCUCGCCAAGCCCGUCGUCACCGAGGGCGCCGAGAGUGUCGACAUCUACCUCGCCGACGCCCAGCCCUACUACGACUACUUCGACUACACGACUUACGUCGGCGCCGGCUACCACACCGUCAAAGCGCCCCUCGACAAGAUCCCACUGCUCAUGCAGGGCGGGCACGUCAUCCCGCGCCGCGACCGCCCGCGCCGCAGCAGCGGGCUCAUGAAGUGGGACCCCUUCACGCUCGUGGUCGUGCUCGACAAUACUGGCAAUGCGGAGGGGACGCUGUAUGUUGACGACGGCGAGACGUUUGAUCACGAGCAGGGCGCGUUUAUCCACCGGAAAUUCGUGUUCGAUUGGGCGACGAGUUCGCUUUCUUCGAUAAACAUUGGAGCACCGGGCGCCAAGACGGCGGCGUACGCGAAGACGAUGGCGAAGGUGCGGAUUGAGAAGGUAAUUAUUGUGGGCGCGCCGGCGAGUUGGAAGGAUUUGAGCAAGGUGGGGGUUAGUGAGGAGGGGGUGAAGGAGAGCAAAGCGGGGAAGAAGGUAGAGUUGAAGUACUAUCCGGCCCAAGGGGGAAAGGCGAGCUGGGCGGUGGUGCGGGAUCCGAAGGUUGCAGUGGGGAAGGGGUGGAAGAUUGAGUUUGCGUAG
This is a messenger RNA of Mytilinidion resinicola, 2847 nucleotides long. RefSeq lists its product as uncharacterized. Gene Ontology annotation, cellular component: glucosidase II complex. The record is from RefSeq and is a predicted model, not a curated record. Gene Ontology annotation, molecular function: carbohydrate binding; alpha-glucosidase activity. The coding region runs from base 1 to 2847 and encodes 948 amino acids. Gene Ontology annotation, biological process: N-glycan processing; carbohydrate metabolic process. Lineage: Eukaryota; Fungi; Ascomycota; Dothideomycetes; Mytilinidiales; Mytilinidiaceae. The transcript is spliced from 2 exons.